AUGAUCGCAUUAGCUGUUUCAUCGUCUGGUAAUAUUCCGAUUGCUUCAUUUCACCGGAAUUUUAGAUCCAGCAAAGCUCCAUGGAGCUUCAGAUUACAUUCACGAAACCUUAAGACUAAGAUAGCAGUUUCACCUUCGUCUUCUUCUUCUUCUACUGCUUCCUCUGAGUUUGAUUUGAGUGCUCUCGAAUCCGCCAUUGACAAGAAAGAUAGUAAUGGAGUUAAGGAAGCUCUGGAUCGGUUGAGUGAACAAGGUUGGGCUAAGAAAUGGAGCUCCCAGCCUUACCUUUCGCGCCGUACGACAUCGCUCCGGGAGCUAACAACUCUCGGAAUCAAGAACGCAGAGACUCUCGCCAUCCCUAGUGUCAGGAACGAUGCGGCUUUUCUUUUCACAGUAGUCGGAACAACCGGGUUCAUAGCUGUAAUUGCCGGCCAACUUCCCGGAGAUUGGGGAUUCUUUGUGCCUUACUUAGUUGGGAGCAUUUCAUUGGUAGUUUUAGCUGUGGGAAGCGUUUCACCAGGGUUACUUCAAGCUGCUAUAUCUAGCUUUUCGACAUUCUUCCCUGAUUAUCAAGAACGUAUUGCCGGACAUGAAGCAGCUCACUUCUUAGUGGCUUAUCUAAUCGGACUUCCAAUCUUCGGGUACUCGUUAGACAUCGGUAAAGAACACGUCAAUCUCAUUGAUGAGAGACUAGCUAAACUUAUAUACAGCGGCCAGCUUGACUCCAAGGAGCUUGAUAGGUUAGCUGCUGUUGCAAUGGCUGGACUUGCCGCCGAGGGUCUCAAGUACGACAAAGUCAUCGGCCAAUCUGCGGAUUUGUUCUCUCUUCAGAGAUUCAUAAACAGAAGCCAACCCAAAAUUAGCAAUGACCAGCAGCAAAAUCUAACCAGAUGGGCUGUUCUGUACUCUGCUUCGCUUCUGAAGAACAACAAGACCAUACAUGAAGCUCUAAUGGCUGCAAUGUCCAACAAAGCAGGUGUUCUUGAAUGCAUCAAGACCAUUGAGACAGCUUCCUAG
Microthlaspi erraticum is the source of this 1017-nucleotide messenger RNA. NCBI's taxonomy places the organism in Eukaryota, Viridiplantae, Streptophyta, Magnoliopsida, Brassicales, Brassicaceae. The record is from the annotation of a GenBank genome assembly.